CCCAACAUCCCUUUCCUCGACGCUCGCCCUAAAAGCAAGUUUGCAGUACAAGCUGUUCCCUGCCGUACCAUGGUUACGGUAACUCCUGACCAGCAACCUGAUCAAGGCCAGCAGCAAGCCCAACACCACCCACAAGGUCACGAUCAGGGCUCUUCUGAACAACAACCACAACCACAACAGCAGCAUCAAGAGCUAGCCCCAGAACCAGCACCUGCCCCCAGGACCCAGCCUCAGCCGCCCCCCAAAAGCACAGCCGCAGCCGCAGCAGCCCCUUCCCACACCACCUCCAACCCCUCCACCUCCACCGCUACAGCUGCUGCUGCCGCUCCCCUCCAGCAUGCACCCCCCCAGCAGCACCCUGAGGCACCAGCAGACAGGUCCCGCAAACCGCAGGUCAUCAUCCUGACCGGCCCCACUGCGGUGGGUAAGACCGCCAUCAGCCUGCUGCUGGCGGAGCGGCUGAGGGGGCGGGGGGCAGCGGGUGGGGGAGCAGCGGGUGGGGGCAGGGAAGCCAGCGGGACGGCAUGGGCAAGAGCAGCAAGGGAAGCAGCAGAGGGAGCAGAGUCGGAGGAGGAGCCGGGGGCAGAUGGGGCAGACGCAGGAGUAGCAGCAGCAGGAGGAGAGGGUGGCGGGGGCUGCUGCUGCAGUGGUGGCGGAGGAGGUGGCGGCGGCGAGGUGAUCAGUGCGGACAGUGUGCAAGUGUACCGGGGACUGGAUGUGGGCUCGGAUAAGCUGCCUCCCUCCCAGCGUCGCGGCAUCCCGCACCACCUGAUCGACAUCCGCCAGCCGCAUCAGGACUUCUCGGCGGGGGAGUUCUGUGAGGAGGCGC
Molecule: messenger RNA, 829 nt
Organism: Astrephomene gubernaculifera
Lineage: Eukaryota; Viridiplantae; Chlorophyta; Chlorophyceae; Chlamydomonadales; Astrephomenaceae
Source: the annotation of a GenBank genome assembly